Molecule: messenger RNA, 3962 nt
Organism: Puntigrus tetrazona (Sumatra barb)
Lineage: Eukaryota; Metazoa; Chordata; Actinopteri; Cypriniformes; Cyprinidae
Gene: chata
Product: choline O-acetyltransferase a
Exons: 15
Coding region: 278-2191 (637 amino acids)
Biological process (GO): acetylcholine biosynthetic process; neuromuscular synaptic transmission
Cellular component (GO): neuron projection; cytoplasm
Molecular function (GO): choline O-acetyltransferase activity
Source: RefSeq, a predicted model, not a curated record
GAGUCUGAGAAAGGUACCGCUCCUUCAGCAUCUUUCCUAAGGAGCAUCCUAAGGAGCUCCUGACUCGCAAUGAAUGGGACGCAAGUAUGCCGCCUGAAACAAGUUAUCGCACAACAUUAACGGCACUUUCCUCUUAAUAAAAACACGACGGGACUAUGAAUCUGGAUAAAUCCUUGGAGACAUCGGAGGACUCCACAAAGACUAUAUGACAUUUUGAGAGAACUGGGAAAAUUAUCAGUGGAUUUUCUUUUUUGACUGAAGCUCUACCACUUUGACGAUGCCCGUUUUGAAAAGAGAGCAAGCGAGAGACGCAGGAGAUCCAAGUGGCCUCCCGAAGCUCCCAGUGCCACCCUUACAGCAAACACUGGACAUGUACCUAAAGUGCAUGAGUCACCUAAUACCAGAGGAGCAGUUCAAAAAAACUAAGGCGAUUGUAGAGAAAUUUGGAGCGCCUGAUGGGAUGGGAGAAUUACUUCAGAAAAAGCUACUGGAGAGAAGCGAAAAUAAGGCCAAUUGGGUGUAUGACUACUGGCUUGAAGACAUGUAUUUGAGCAACAGAUUAGCACUACCGGUCAACUCCAGUCCUGUGAUGGUCUUUCCCAAGCAGAACUUCAGGACUCAAAGUGACACCCUCAGAUUUGCUGCCCAUCUUAUUUCAGGUGUAUUAGAGUAUAAAUCCCUUAUAGAUGGACGUGCCCUCCCUGUAGACUAUGCUCGUGGGCAGCUGGCCGGGACGCCUCUGUGUAUGGAUCAGUACAACAAGGUCUUCACCUCCUACCGUCUGCCGGGGCCAAAAAUGGACACUUUAGUGGCUCAGAAGAGCACGGUUAUGCCCGAACCCGAACACAUAAUAGUGGCUUGUAAGAAUCAGUUUUUUGUUCUCGAUGUGGUGAUAAACUUUCGUCGGUUGAAUGAAAAAGACCUUUACACUCAACUGGAGCGAAUCAGAAAGAUGGCAGACAUCGAAGAGGAGCGUCUGCCUCCGAUCGGUCUUCUCACAUCAGAUGGCAGAACACAGUGGGCCGAAGCUCGCAGUGUGCUGAUCAAAGAUUCUACCAACAGGGACUCUCUGGACAUGAUUGAGCGCUGUCUGUGUCUGGUGUGUUUGGACGAGCCGUCUGCCACUGAACUGACUGAUACCAACCGAGCUUUACUGAUGCUCCACGGAGGGGGGGCAGACAAAAAUGGGGGCAAUCGCUGGUAUGACAAGCCCAUGCAGUUUGUAAUAGGUGCAGAUGGGUGCUGUGGUGUUGUGUGCGAACACUCACCUUUUGAAGGAAUAGUGCUUGUGCAAUGCACAGAAUAUCUACUGAGAUACAUGAGAGGAAGCCCUUCUAAGCUUGUGAGGGCCGCUAGCAUGAGUGAGCUUCCUGCCCCCAGACGACUUCGCUGGAAAUGCUCACCAGAUAUCCAAACGUUCCUCAUGGCCUCAGCAGACAAAUUACAGAGACUUGUGAAAAAUCUGGACAUGAACGUCAACACAUUCACUGGUUAUGGCAAAGAGUUCAUCAAGAAACAGAAAAUGAGCCCUGAUGCUUAUAUUCAAGUUGCCCUCCAGUUUACAUUUUACAGAUGUCAUGGACAUCUAGUGCCCACCUAUGAAAGUGCAUCAAUACGCCGCUUUCAAGAAGGACGAGUUGACAACAUUCGCUCCUCCACACCUGAGGCCUUGGCAUUUGUGAAAGCUAUGGCAAAUAACUCCAAAAUCGCUGAUGCUGAGAAAAUGGAGUUGCUUUGUUCAGCCAUUAAAGCCCAAACCAAUUACACAAUUCUAGCAAUCACUGGGAUGGCAAUAGACAAUCACUUGUUGGGACUGCGAGAGAUUGCCAAGGAGCUGAAUCUAGAAAAGCCAGAGCUGUUUUCUGAUACAACCUACACCACCAGCAUUCACUUCAUUCUCUCCACAAGCCAGGUUCCUACCACUGAAGAGAUGUUCUGCUGCUACGGUCCUGUCGUCCCUAAUGGCUACGGAGCCUGCUACAAUCCUCAGACGGACCACAUCCUCUUCUGCGUGUCAAGCUUCCAUGACAGCGCCGAGACCAGCUCAGAUUUGUUUGUGAAGACUCUUGAGGGGUGCCUAAAAGAAAUGCAAGAUCUAUGUAUAAAAAGCAACACUGAAGCUAAUCCAAAUGACACUAAAGAAAGGAUGGACGGAACUACCAAGGUAACGAAGAAUGGGAGAAAGUCUUAGCAAGAAGCUACAUCAUUCGAAUCGUAUGGGAGAAGCAGAAAUCACUGUGACUGUACAAAGAUGGAUAUUUUGGGAGAAAAUAGUCUCAAAAACAAGGCCAGAACAGCAGUGAUAUAGAUAUUCUAUGGAGCUGUAGGUGCUUGACAAAAGUAGAUAUAUUUAGUUAUUUUGAAUUAUUUGGCCUAUAAGAGAAUAUAAUUAAACUGGAGUAGAUGAGACUCAGCAUUUUAUGCCUUCUUAAUAUUACCUAAAGAAGCUGAGGUCUCCAAGAAUCCUACCCAGCUUCUUAUUCUGUCUAAGAGUAUAUUAGUAGUGGACACGGGGCAGCAUUAAAAGGCAGCAUUAAAAGAAUAGUUCACCCUAAAUUAAAAUAAAUAAAAAAAAUAAUAAUAAUAAUAAUAAAAAAAAAAAUUAUAUAUACGUAUGAAAAGUAAAGUGGAAAUUGCCCUCAAAAAUUACAUUCUCCAUUACGCUGCCUUUGAAAAACUGUACAAUAUCCACUUGAUUAGUAUGCAUAUGUACAUUUUAAUAUCAUAACCUAUAGCCGUUUACAAUCUAUACCAGUUUUUAUGGUUAUGUCAAGACAUAAAAUACUAAAAUACAGUACUCUGAAUGACAACCCUGUGGAAUUGGACCAGAAGCUGCUAUUUAACUUUGUCUUUGUGAGUCUCAUCCUUAGCAAUUUAAAGUUUAUUCAAUUUAUUUUUUUAAAUAGUAUCUGUAUACAUAGAAAAUUCUAUUUUAAGUCUGUAGUAUAUAAACCACAUGUCAGGACCAGGCAUUAAAAUAUAUUAUACUUUCUGGUAUUAUAGCUUUAAAGUGUGCUGUGUUUUAUGUGUUCUAUAAAUUGAAUUCUCACUUGGUCAUAUUCAAAAAAUGCACAGUCUAAGGUCCAGAAAACAAGCCGAUGUGCAUAAAUGUUUAAAGAAUAUGAGCCAUGUGUUUCCAUUCUGUGGGGUUUUGAUUUCCAAUGCAAUAACAGCAACAGAAUUUUUGGAUUACUAAUGCAAUAGCAGAAACCUAUAAAGACGAGAAUAAUAGCCAGAUUACAGUGGCAAAUUAAUAAGCUUUUUAAACGUGCAAUUAUUGUUGUGUAUGUGCUUAUGUUAUGUCUGAAAAUGUUACUGACACGUGUUGCACACAAGGAGCAUACAGUAUAUCUAAACAAAAAUGAACAAUACUUGAUGUCUGUCUAAUGUACACAGAUAAAGACUGAGUGAGAAAUAUUGUGUAGAUUUAUAUUGUGAACACUGUAAACACUGUGUUUUUAAAAUGUGUCUAAUUUGUUUCUCUUACAUGUCGAUCCUGUCGUAAUAGUAACUGUGAAGUAGAUCAAAAACUAAAACAGUGGCGCCUUGAGAAAUUACUUUUAGCACUUUAUAACUAGAUCAAAUAUGUACUGUAGCUUAGCUGAAAUAUACAAAUAAAGCACUCAAUCAUGUUACACGUACUAGAGAGAAUAUACGCAUACUAUAUAUAGAGAGAGAAAUUAUAGCCUUAGCCCAAUUUUUAGUAAUAGAAUAUGUUUGUUGAUUAUCAUGACAUAAUGUUAAGCAUGAAUACUUGAGAAUGGGCCAAACAAAAAAUACAUGUAAAAAAAAAAAAUGAGGAUGUAACAGAAUGUAUGUCUAGUGGUGGAGUGCUUAAACUGUGAUGUUAUUUAACUCUGGGAUAUUUAUUUUUUCAAAAAGAGUUUUCAAAAGGAGAAAUGGUCUAUUUAUCAAUAUCACUGUAUCCUAAUGAUGCCAUAAAGAGUACCAUUCAAAACCAA